UAUGAAAUCUAGCGAGUACCUGAGCACCAGACUCGACAGUGUCAUGGAGUUGAUGGAGAAGGGUUUGCUGAGAUCAGGCCAGGGGAAUCUCACACUCACUAUCAAGGGUGUCUGCCAUAGAGGGUCUGUGAUGCAGGAUGGCCGUAUUCACUCUAGGGAGGGCACAUUUAAAACCCCGACAGGCUGGGUGUCAAAGGUGACUGGGGUGAAGGUCAAGAAACAGGCUGCCUAUGAUACGGUGAUGUUUAAGGGUGUACCUCUGUCCAAACUGCGGACAGCUUCUGUCCCAUCAGGAGUUUCAGGUGAAGAAGGGACCGAAACAUGCAAAGAUACGCCAGGAGAUUAUGGAAUAACCUCAGCUGUCAGUCAUCUCUGUGGCGUAUCCAGUGGCAACUCAGCUGUAGGUAACAAGAGCCAGGAGCCUGUGAGGUGGGGGAAGUUUCUGGUGAACUGUAAAGUGUGCCUGGUCUCUGAUCAUGAGUUAGCUUUGUCUGAGAGUUUCUUAGGCAGUGAUUUCUGGACGGAGAACUUUGAGCGCUGUCACCUGAGUGAGGAAUUGUGGGAUAGUAUAACAAAAUGGUGAGGAACAUCACCAACAAAAAUUGCCGGCAAAAUAGUCCUUAUCGAAACAGUGUCUUCUACACUCAUCUGAAACUUAAAGUGAAGAUAAAUGGUGCAACAAAGUCAAUUCCAAUCACAGCCCCAGGCACAAAACUAUUUUCAUGAAUUUUUCUUCAAAUUUCUGAUUAUGCCAUAAAAAGCCUUUAAAGUAGGAUAACAUAUGGUGGCCUUUUUGGACUGAGGCUAGAUCUAAGUCACCUGAAGUUUCAUCACUUUCAGUGUGGAGAAAAGGCUGAGUUUUGUUGUCCAGAAAUGUACAAUUAUGAGCUCUUUUUCCCACAAUGCAUUAGUGUUACAUAAUAAACGAUUUCUGUAUUUAGGGUUGGUAGGGAGUAGGGAUGCAAAAUGCGCAGACAGCCAGAUUACUGAAUAUGCUGGAUGAAUUUCAGAAAGUACUGAAAGAGAAAUUUAGGUUUCUGAUUAGACUGAUGUCACACGCACUUAAUUAAUAAGAAUUUCCCUUAUUUGUCAAAGAACAAAACCCUUAGUUUGAAAAUAGUUAUUUUCUGUAAGCACAUCUCUGACAAGCUACUUGAGGAUCAGUCUAAUAUUGAGUUUUAAUGGAUUUUCAGGAUGUUUCAGAGACUUCUGACAUGCAAAUGUGCAGCUAUGACAACAUAUAGGCCAGUCACCAAAAACACACAGGAGAUGGUUUUAACUUAUCUGUUUGUCUUAUUGGACCUGGGUGUAUUAGGACUUAACACAAGAUUUAACUUUAAGCCGAGUCUUCGAUUAAUUAACAGCACAUUACACAUGAACUAAAUCUACUGCUGUUAUAGUUUGACUUUCAAAUGGUAUUGGCUGCUGAAUUUGGCUAAAAUCUUAAAUAUAAAAAAUGACUUAACAUCAGCAUUAGCUAAGUACACUUUCAAAUGACUUGGCCUUGGGGUUUAGCGCUAAACUGAAAGUUACUGUUAACAGGUAUUAAAAGACCUUCUAAAACUUUGCUUUUGACAAAGUUAGUCUUUUUUCUGGAAAGUUCAGGUCACCUCUGAAAAGUGUUUUCAGAUUUGUUUCAAAGAUAAGAACUUCUGAAAUAUAUGUUUCAGGACUAAAAGUAUUAUUUUUUCAUGACUUCUGUUUGCUGGUAAAAAUGCAUUUUUGUAUGGUUUUUUGUGGCAUAUAGAGUAUUUCAUUGAUAUGAUGGUGGGUAGGUUUAUUGGUGAAGGAAACAAGGGAAAUCUCAGGGGAUCUCAAGGGAAAUCAACUCCCUUUGCCUAACGAUACUCAAUACAUAAAGCCUCAACUGAAUCAAAGGGGGGCAGAAUGUAAGCAUGCAAUGUCACUGGCCAAAGACCAAUCAACUCUAGCUACACCAAGCUUUCAGCCCCGCCAGGGUCCCAGAUGGCUUCAAGGCAGACAGUUUCAGGAAGCUAAUAAUGGAACACCAACUUCCCUUUGUGGUUUACAGGC
This is a messenger RNA of Liolophura sinensis, 2034 nucleotides long. RefSeq lists its product as uncharacterized. The transcript is spliced from 4 exons. The record is from RefSeq and is a predicted model, not a curated record. Lineage: Eukaryota; Metazoa; Mollusca; Polyplacophora; Chitonida; Chitonidae. Bases 2 to 583 code for a protein of 193 amino acids.